GACAGCCUCGGGAAUCGAAGACACACGGGUACCGAGUUUCACGGGUGGAGAAUCCGCGCGUGUCCUACGCGAUCAGGCCUUCCCGCGAACAAGGAUUCAUCAGGCACGACAGUUUUCGAGUGUCGUGAUAACGCGGACGGAGCAUCGGAAACGACCCGCCUGUCAUGAUGCACAUCUAAUCCGGGGACGUGUUAUUAUGUAUACGUAGUGCUGUUACCAUAAAACUGUCACCGCUCAAUUCCCGGGAUAGGGAAGCACAAUCAUGAUAAAGUAGGCGUUCUAAAUCCGACAAUCUUUCGGGCAAAGAGUCAGAUCAAGGAAAUCUGUGCACGAUGAAAUUUAACCGUCAAAAUAAAGAUCGAUGGUGGUCGGUUGGGGGGGAUCGUUAAAAUCGCUCGGACUGAAAAGACGAUGAGAAGUUGGACCGAGAAUGCCGGAUAAUCAUUCGAAUGCUUCCCGGAGAAUCUCGAGUGACGGUGUUCAGGGCGGCACGGGAGGUGUCCGAUGAGGGUGGAAGUGAUCUUAGUGGAUUUCGAGGAGGUAGGAUCUGGUGCGUGUUUCGUGUUCUUCGUGAGAUAGAAGAACACUUUGAAGAAACGAAUCGAAAAACUCGAAUCCGGAUUGUUCGGUGUAAGUGAUCGCGAGUCGCGAGUUUGGUGCGCGAGCGAUAUUGAAUUGUCACAUUUUUGAAGUGAAUGGAACAGAGCCUCCUCCCUCUUCGGGGGCGAUUAGUGUGAAUGAUCGAUAACUGAGUCUGCAUCGUCGAAACACACGGUAGAACUAUGAUGUCGACAGGAGUGAUUCGUGGCAGAAACGGAAAUAUCAUCUAAAGAACAGAGAGGAUGCGGUGAACAGCCGGCUGGUUCGCGAGGUUCGAGAUGUCCGCCGUAACCAGCCCGUAUGGCCCCGCGGAGAUGCUUUCCGAUUCGGUCUACAACUACGCGACGACCCGACGGGGCGCCGCCGAUCAAGACAGCGACUCCCAGUACGAGGCACAGGCCCAGUUGCAGAUCACCAGCAGCAUCCAAAGCAAACCGCGAAACAAACGGAAGAACUUCAAGCCCAUAAGCAGCCGGAUGGCGGAGGUAUCGGACGAGUCCGAGAGGGACGACGACGAGCCGGAAGUUGUCGAGGAGAGUUCCAGCGAGAUUCUCGAGUACGAGAGGAAGACGAUGCUGCUGCCGGCUGAGGAUAGAUCGAAGCAGAGGCUAAACAAUAACGAGGUCAGCCCGAUGGACCUCUCGGUUACCACGAGACCGCCGUCCUCCGAGGCCGAUGAUGAUAGCGGGGACUCUCUCAGGCACAAGUUCAUCCUCGAGCAGCUGAGAUCGCGGAAGCUGUACUCGCCUGGUACAGAGGCAAGGAGUCCAAAUUCUGACUCGUCGGAUAGAAGUGGGAGCGGCGUCCUGGACGCGGAGUCGUCUCGCCUGGACGAUCAGGACACGCAGUUUGAAGAUGACCGAGGCAACGACGCCGACGGCGAGGCCGAGAUCGAAGAGCAAAAGCCCUUCGAGGGCAUGAGAGAGUAUGCGGAGUCGACGAUGCAGGAACUUCUGGCUAUCUACGGAUUGGCAGGAGGUGAAUUGGCAAAGUCGGUCAGCAGGCAACUGCCGCCCACGUUUCUCAACCCAAACGUUGGUCAGCAGACUCAAGGGAGAGUGAAGGUUAAGGAGGAGAAGGACGCCUCGUCGAUGGCACCCGGAAGUCCACCCACGCCUCCGCAUACCCCACAAAGUCCGCAACGCGCGAUUCCGUCUCUCGGCAAUCUCUCGCAAUCCUGCCAAACGUCAAACGCAAAUUCGCCGAACUUGCAGCAGCAGCAACCGCAACCGCAACAGCAUCAGUCGCAGGAGCAACAGCAUCAUUCCCUGCACGCCAUGGCUAAUUCACCCCUGAAUCAGAUAUUGGUUCAAAAUCCGGCGCUGGCGCAACUGUUGCAGCAAAAUCCAGCGAUCCUGUCGCAGAAUCCGCAAUUGGCGCAGCUGUUGCAGCAGAAUCUGCAAGUUCAGAUGGGCAGCGUGCUCUUCCAGAACGUGAGACGGGAGGAGUCCGAGGAGUCUAGGGUACCGCCGACAAUAGCGAGCCUGACGGCGAUGAAGGUGGAGGCAGCUGACCCGAAGGUUUCCGCUUUGCUCAGGCAGAGUAUGUCACCGGUAGCGGAUUCUCUGAUGAGCGGUUCCAAGACAUCGGUCUCCCAACCGAUCAUCGAUUACUCUCGAUAUGUGAAGAGAUACAUAUCCGGUCAAGAAUGCGGCAGUACAUAUUGCAAGGAAUUGGGUUGUAGGGAGCACUUUCAUUGUCUAGACUGCAGCGGUCGAGUAUUCGUGAAAAAGGAGGAAAUGAUUAGGCACUUCAAGUGGCACAAGAAGAGGGACGAAUCCCUGCAGCAUGGCUUCAUGAGAUACUCGCCGACCGACGAUUGCUCGGAGAAGCAUCCCGGCCGAGCCUGCCCGCACAACAGAAAGCAAACCCAUUAUCACUGCAUUCACGAGAAUUGCGACAAGGUAUACAUAUCGACAUCGGACGUGCAGAUGCACGCAAAUUAUCAUCGCAAAGACUCGGCCAUCAUACAAGAGGGCUUUCAGCGAUUUCGGGCCACCGAGAAUUGCGCGACCGAGUAUUGUCAGUUCGCCGGUCAACGGACCACGCACUUUCACUGUCGGCGGUCGGGAUGUCGGUACACAUUCAAAAAUAAGGCCGAUAUAGAUAAGCACAAGUCUUACCACAUCAAAGACGAACAGUUAUCACGCGACGGUUUCAAGAAGUUCAUGAAAUCGGAGGCCUGUCCCUUCGAACAGUGCCGAUUCUCACGGGUUUGCAAUCACAUUCAUUGCAUACGGCCGCACUGCAGCUACGUCCUGCACUCUUCCGGUCAGCUGUUCUCGCACAAGCGGAAACACGAGCGUCACGAGUCGGAACUGGCUUAUCGGAAGUACAAGCAAGUCAGCGCGGUGGGUGGUGUUCGUCCACCGGGAUCAUGGGCGCCGGACGAACUGAGUACUCAAAGCUUGUCGUUAAGUCUGAACGGCGAGAGCUCUAACGAGGGCAGGGGCUCACCGUCGUACUAUUCCUUGGACGAUUCCUUUCAAAGCGGGAGUGACCUUGCUAUAGAUCUCACCGCUCCUACGACUAUCAUUACGAGCAGCGGAAGUUCCGUCAAUCUCGAGCAGCAGCAGCAACAACAUCAACAAUCUCACCAACUCACCGCUACCGAAUUGGCUUACCUGAUACCGGCCACUGCGGAAUGCGCCUGUAACGCCGCCAGGGAGCAUCAUCAUUGCGGAUUAGACCGCUGCGGGGCGGCCUUAAAGGAUCCUCGCGAGGUCAGGGAGCAUCUGAAGGAACACGAGACCCAGGAACGUAUAACGGAUGCUUUCUUCGAGGAAGGCGGCUGCGAUGACAAUUGUCCGUACGCGGACAAGGAGAAGCAUUAUCAUUGCAAUUGGGAAAAUUGCCGGGAGGUAAUACUCUCCACUGACAAACCGUUCCGCAGAUUGCAACAUUAUAAAAUUCAUGAGUACAGCCGGCAAUUAAACCUCUCCUGUUCCUCGCACGCCCUCUCCUCCGACGUCACGUUGACUCAUCUGACGAACAUCGAUGCGAUGUUUAGGCGGAAACGGGGUAGACCGCCUAAGAAUCGAGUGAUCGAAAUCUGGUCGGGCGGCGAUCCCGCGACCCAUACACACGACUCGCCGCAGGCGAUCUUUACGAGUUUCAAGCUGCCUAAACCGCAAACUUCUAAUUUAACAUCGAAUACGUUGCUGGAGGAUCGAGAGGGUAGCGUAUCGCCUUCGAAUAGUUUGGGCGAGCCCGAAGGAUUCGCCACCUACAAUCCGGAGGGAUGCCCAGACAUAUCCUGCAUCCUUAGAUCGAUCAGGCAUCAUCAUUGCUCGCAACCACGAUGCCAUUUCUUUACCGAUCGACCGGAUCAAUUGCUCAUGCACAGCAAGGACUUUCACGACAACGUCGACAUACCGCCGGGCUUCGCUUUCUACGACAAGAUGGUCGAUUGUCGACUCGUUGGCUGCCAUAGCAAUCGCGUUAAUCGGCACUUUCAUUGUACCAGACCGAAUUGCGGAUAUUCGUUCGUCAGGUACUCGACGAUGGCGUUACACGAGAAGCAACACUCCAAUCACGCCGAAUUGUGCGGCCAGGAAUUGAGCAAUCAGGAAUGUCAAACACAAUCUCAGUCGUUGGUCCAGGAAACGAAACCUAGGAUCCAGGUGAAGAAUCCUGCCGAGCUGAUCGAAAAACCCGAUGAGAGCUUGAUGACGGGUGAUCCGGAGAGCAGAUCGAUGAUCGAGGAUAAAGAAUCCGAGCUUGCGAGUCCCGACAGCGGCAAAACUACCGUGGUGAGGGCGGCUGGCACCUAUUAUCCGGUCAGCGGACCGCCGAGCGAACCCGCACUUCCGGGCGUCGUGCUAUCCAUGCGACCUUCCGUGCACCAAGAACCGCCAGUCAUGCCGUCUAUGAGCUCCACCUCGCCGCACACUCUCUAUGGGCCAGAGCAGAGCUGCAGCAGACCGUUCUGCAAGCUGAAACGCAAGAAUCAUUAUCACUGCAACGCGUGCAAUCAGGCCUUCUCCGAGCUGGAUCGCUUGGUCGCGCAUAUAGCGAAGCACUCGACCGGCGCGAUUCUCAGCCAGCAGCAACAUGAUAUGGUUAGCCCGUCGCCUAAUCAGCUGCAACACGAUUACAUGGCGCAGCUGUCGCAAAAGCAUGACUUCAUGUCGUCGAACGCUCAAAUGGCUCAAAACAUUCAGAACUUUCAAAGUCAGAUGCAACGGCAGAUGCAGCAAACUCUUAAUCAACAGUCUCAACCGAAGGACAUCAAGCUGGAGAAACCAAGAUGCAGCACCGAUAUCGGUGUGCAAAAUGUCCCGAGCGUUAAGCGGGAACCACCCGAGAUCGCCUGCAGAGACGAGGGCAACAAUUCCGCAGUGGAUAGCCACGAGAACGGUCAAUUGCAUCCGCAACCGCCGAUUCCACCUACCAACAUGCAACAGCCCUCGGUGCCGACGAGUUUCGAGCUCGAUCUCAGCCACGGUUUUCACUUCUCUAGUUCAGCCGUGAUGGCCGCUAUGAACCAACAGAUCGCCCUGAUGAAUCAGGCUCUACCGCCGUUUUUGCAGCACGGUGGAAUGUACGCGGGCGGACCCGGACUGAUGUUCGCGCCCGGCUUACCGCCGGCAAACUUUCUUCCACCCACGAGAGACGAGAAUCCGCUGGCUUCGCUGGCGGCCAAUCUUAAUCUGAAUAAGAGAUCUCUCUCACCGCCGGACGCCAAUUCGCCGGAAGCCAAGAAGCAAAGACUCCAUCAUUCGAUGCGUAUGCUGAAGGACGAGCCUGUGCCGGAAGGAUACGUCAGAUUUAGAUUCAACGAAGACUGCAGGUAUCCUCAUUGCGGUUACAGAGAGCAUCAGACACAUUUUCACUGCAUGCGUCAAGACUGCGGCUACUCGUUCUGCGACAAAACUCGCUUCGUGCAGCAUACCGCGAGGCACGAGCGACUGGAUACCUUGAUGGGCGGUGAUUUCCAGCAGUACCGGGCCAACGUGCCCUGCGGCAGAGCUCAGUGCGCGUACACGUCGUCCCUUGGUUCGAUGCAAAACAAGGCGUCGCAUUUUCACUGUCUUAAGUGCGACUUUGUUUGCACGGACACGAACAAGGUGGUCGCCCAUCGACGGCAGCAUGCCAAGCUGGACAGCAUCGCGGCAGCGGGUUUCCAAAAGUUCACACCCAGUCAGCCCUGCGGGGCCGUGCAGUGUCAGCACUCCGGCAAGCAGACCCAUUAUCAUUGCUUGCAGUGCCAAUACGCGGUGUUAGGUUUGGCGCAGAUGUCGGCGCACAAGUACCGACACAUGGACACUUAACGAUCUCUCCCGUCAAAAUCCUGCGCGCGGCAGGAUGCUCGAAUAAAGCAUUACCUUGGUCCCAGUAGACAUUCCUUAGAGAAUGGCGCGGCCAUCUUCCCCCGACUAGGUGGAAAAAAAUUAAGCGGAACUAGAUAGGGGGCUAGUCAACGACUUCGUUUCAACUCGAUGCCCACCGUCGAUAAUUGUUUCGCGAAAGAGAGAGAGAGAGAAAGUCGCGGAGAGUCCGCGGAAUUCCGGACAAGAUCCGUUAAAAAGACAAAUUCCUAGUCCCUAUAGACAUUCCCCGAACGAUCACUCGAGCGCCUCGGUUCUUUACGAUCGGGCAAUGUUCCUGGUAAUACGAAUGGUCAGUGGUAACCGGUAGGGGGCUAGUCAAUAACGUUUAUUUUCAGAAUGCAUACUGAUACGUUCAAAACCUUCGAAUCACACAACGUCCGAUAUCUGCGAUAGUAUGUCGAGUAAACGUUGGGGCGAUUUGGUCUUACUUUGAGCCUGAGCAAUGACGUGGACCGACGAUGAAAAAUCGGGAAACGAUCAUCGAACAGUCUUCUCAGCCUCUAGGAACGCUUCCAUGAAUAUGAACAAGACGGAAUAUUGAUACGCGGAAAAUUUAUAACCGAGAGAGUUGCAAGGUUUAUAUAGUCGAAUCUCACAGAAUAUAGAAUUAUUUCGGGUCCAUGACUUUUUUGUGGAAACGAAAGCGAAGGACGUGAGAAAGUGGCGUAGCACCUAAGACAAUAAUACGAAGACAAGCCUAUAACGUAGCUUUAGCAUGAAAAAGACAAACUAUAAUAUUUAAUAGAAAAAAAAACACACACACAAGAAACCUUGUACAUUUUUCCCUUCGUUAGUAUCAUCUUGUGUACCCUCCAUGUGAAUAGUCCUUAUGACGAUCUAGAUCGUAGAAUAGCUUGACACAUUGCAUCCAUAAAGCAGGCGGGAAAUGAAAUAACAAUAGAAAACGCGAUAAUAAUAGCAACGCGAUAAUCCGAUUGAGAUGUGUUGCGAGAACAGUGGAGAUCAAGUGCAUCACUUUGGCACUGAGAAUGAAGAAGCUGAGGGAAAGAUAACACUUUCUUAUCGUCUAGACUGCAGAGUUAAAAAACGCCUUUGUAGCGUUUUGUCGGCGCUAUUAGCGUCUCUAUUGCACAAUUGAUACAUGACAAAAUUCAAUAAUAGCUAUAAAUAUUUCUGUGAUGUCGAAUACUUUUUCUAAUCUUUUUAUAUUCACGAUGAAAGAGAGAGAGGGAGAGAGAGACAGAAAAUUUCUGGAACAGUCAUCUAUCAGUCUUGUAUGAGUUUUUCUGCCACGGUUGUCAAUUAUUUAUUUAAUUUUAAUCGCUAUAAUUGAAAGUGUGUGUUGACUGUGCAGUUGACGAUAAUUUCCAACGUUUUAACGUUCAAUAUUCAAAACGUGAUGGAAUAAAAAACAAAAUAACGCGCAUAUUUUCGGGCUGGCUUACGUUCAAGAGGGUACGCGAUGAAUAUUUACGAGCAGUAUUGAUAAAUUGAGAGUUUAAUUAAAAAGACUGUGAGUCGAGACACAAGAGUGGAAAAUAGAAUGAGACAGAGCGACGGUCGUUGAACGAUCAAAUUAAAACAAAAAAACAAAAAAAAACCGAGAGUCAAAAGAUUGAAGACAAAAGUUAUGUAUGUACGCGAGAGAGAAAAAAGUAUAUUUAAAAUAUAUUCUAAAAAAAAGGGUCGCUAAUGACAUGUGUAAUGCAAAGCUGUUUAAUUUAUGUGUGUAUAGUGUAUAUGUAUAUAUUUGCGAGAUUGGUACGACUCGUUGGAGGGAGGAACAGAUUCUUCUCGCGCUUCUAUUUCUAAAGCACGCUCAACGAUGGUACAAUUCUGUCCAUUUUCAUUUGACAUGAAAUUUAUUCUUGCAUGUUUUAAUCUCGCCGCGUGUACUCUCUGUCGCGUUUUGGCUUUCUCCCAUUUUUAAAUGCAAUAGAGAAGAAAAAGAUGAAAGUGUAAUGAGAUAUUAACUGAAUUUAUCUUCCAUUUUCAAAACGAGAUGUGUUUGGUCUAUUUUCACAUGUAACGUCGGGGGGAGAUAAUAAUGCCGGAUGAACGCGAUAAGGAGUAUCCGGAGAGUUUAACACGUAUGUUCUAAACGUACGUAUGUUAUAGAGACGAGUAGAGCCCCACACACACACACACACACACACACACACACAUAUACAUAUAUUUUUUCGGCAAAUAAUUAAACGUAGUACAACUGCUCGGCGAGAGACGCUAGGGUGCCUUUAGGAUUUUUUCCGAACUCUUGUAGGACCGUGCCUUAGCGAUUUAACAUACAAUAGACGCAAAAAGUUAUUUGUCCAAUAUGGAAAAAAAAGACGAACCGAACCGACUCAUCCCGUUAGAUCUAUAUCUUAUACUUGUAGCUAUGAUCGAAUUUCCGAGCAGUACGUCGAAUUUUAUCGCAGUUGCAUUGAUCGUGUUUAGAAAGAUGGAUUGAUCAAAGACUGAAUCUCCUAAUUUAAAAAAAGUAAAGAUAACAUUAAAGGUAACAAUUUUCUGCCCGAUCAUCUCGAAUCCGGUGAUAACAUGGUUCUUGGAUGAAAAACUUUUAUGGACUUACUUUUAACCAACUGACCGGAAAACGAUCGUAGAUUUAGCAACUGGAAGACGUUAGUGCCUUAAAAAUGCGUCAACUAGAUAAAGCACCGCAAAAUAUAGUCGCCGAUAUUUAGAGAUGAUUAUUUUAAUCUUUUUAAGAUUUUUUUUUUUUUUUACGAAACAUCUACACGACUUGUUUUUUAGAAGGAAUUAUUUAACUUGUACAAUUUAUCGUUGUCGCGAAAACUUUCCUGAUUCUUCAUAUAUAAAAAUAAAUUUUGGAGGAUAUACACAAUAGUUCGAAAAUUUUUUUUUUAGAAUUGUGAUCAAUGAGAAAAGCUGUUGAUGUCGAGCCAGUUUUUAUUUGUGAGCACUGUAAUUAACAUUUUUUAGUAAAAAGUUUCGCGGAAACAUCUCGCAUUGUUGUAUCAAGUAGCGAAAAUAUUUAUCCUAUCGCGAAGAAACUUCUGGCAAUUUAUAAUGUCAUCGUAACGCGAAUAUGUCUGCUUCCAAUUAAGAGAUAUUCGCCAUAAUUUUUUGUCUCUUUUUCGUCGUAUUGGAUGAUAAUAAUUGUCGGUACAUGCUCUAAUUUAUGCCGUAGACAUUGGUCGACCAUGAAUUCAAAAUCACAAAAAGAUAUCGUUUCCACAAACAUAUGCGUUUUUACUGUGUAAAGUUCAUAUCCCCCUCCCCAACCCCUCCUCCUCCCAUCCCGACAAAGAUGUGAAUAAUUUCUUAAACAGAGAAAAAAAUAUGUCUUACAGAAGAUAUCACAUAUCGAAAGUAUCAUAAUGAAAAAUCGUGCUUUGUCGUCGAAAAUGUGUCCUGCCUCAGCAGAAAAGUAUCAAUUGUGUAGCGGCAAUAACUGUGAAGUAAACAAUUAUAUAAGACGCUAUGUAUAAAAAUGAAUAUUAUGAUGAGUAUAUAA
Molecule: messenger RNA, 9372 nt
Organism: Formica exsecta
Lineage: Eukaryota; Metazoa; Arthropoda; Insecta; Hymenoptera; Formicidae
Exons: 11
Coding region: 879-5873 (1664 amino acids)
Biological process (GO): positive regulation of transcription by RNA polymerase II; regulation of neuron differentiation
Cellular component (GO): nucleus
Molecular function (GO): DNA-binding transcription factor activity, RNA polymerase II-specific; RNA polymerase II transcription regulatory region sequence-specific DNA binding
Source: RefSeq, a predicted model, not a curated record